Molecule: messenger RNA, 1166 nt
Organism: Spizellomyces punctatus DAOM BR117
Lineage: Eukaryota; Fungi; Chytridiomycota; Chytridiomycetes; Spizellomycetales; Spizellomycetaceae
Exons: 10
Coding region: 45-962 (305 amino acids)
Biological process (GO): protein deubiquitination
Molecular function (GO): cysteine-type deubiquitinase activity
Source: RefSeq, a predicted model, not a curated record
GCUGUUUUGAUCGCCGUGUGUGCAGAGCAUAGUUCAAAACAGCCAUGUCUACCACAGACCCAUCACCAGUGGCACGUAAUGAAUCUUUGGAAGACGUUCUUUCUCGCCAGCGCCGUGAGGCCAAGGAACUCACUGGUAGAAUCACCGCCCUUAAAAAGACUGUUGGAGGAAAUAAACAAAAGAAAAAGGAGAUCCAGGCGCAGAUAGCUCAGCUGGAGAAAGAUUUAAGUGAAAGGCACGAGCGGGAACGAGCCGAUGCCAAAAGCAAAGUUACAGGGCCAGACGAAGACCAAACACAAAAUAAUGUGGGAGUUGUAGAAGCAAUAAACUCUCCGGAUGGUUCAUCGAUGGCCAGUGAAUCGUCAAGUGCCGUUCAAGACAAGGCCCGGAAGCCAAAUAAAGCCAAAUUACGCAAGCAACGGAAAGCAGCAGAGUUUGAAGAAAUGCGGCGUCAGGCAGCGGAUGAGGCUGCAGAUAUGGUAAAUCACAAAGAGAUCGAGGAUGAGGCCAUUGCGAGCCUUAUUUUGCCGCUAGGUCUCUCAGUAAAGCAGAUCACUCCAGAUGGCCACUGCAUGUACAACGCCAUUGCAGAUCAGAUAUCUUUCCGUGGAAAAGGCGAACCAAUGUCGUAUAAAGACCUACGAAGCAUUGCAGCGAACUAUCUCAGAGAACAUCCUGAGGAUUUUGUGCCUUUUCUUGUAAACCAGGAUGGAAACCCAUAUACUCCAGAAGAAUAUGACAAAUACUGUGACGAAGUAGAAAAUACGGCAGUUUGGGGAGGCCAGCUGGAGUUACAAGCACUAUCUCGAGGCCUCCGACGCCAUCUGCAGAUAAUUCAAAUGGGAUCUCCUUUGAUAAAAAUAGGAGAAGAUUUUCCUGGAGAGCCGUUAAUGUUAUCGUAUCAUAGACAUGCUUAUGGACUCGGAGAGCAUUACAACUCAUUAAGACCUGUUGUGGAGUAAGGGACAACGAAGAUACUGUGUCCUUUCUGUAAUCAAAGACGAAAUUGGAAGCAACACCAGUUCAUAGCCAUGACACAUAUCAGUGAAUUUCAACCAUUUCAAACCAUAAUGAUUUCAUACUUAUAUCCGGAUAUAAUGCUUACCAAUGCUUGAUCGGCCGUUAUGUAAUUUAAUUUGACUUGUUUCAAGCAAAUGGACCUUCUU